Molecule: messenger RNA, 984 nt
Organism: Linnemannia hyalina
Lineage: Eukaryota; Fungi; Mortierellomycota; Mortierellomycetes; Mortierellales; Mortierellaceae
Source: the annotation of a GenBank genome assembly
AUGCGUCCCAUUCUUCUUCAGGGUCACGAACGUUCGUUGACGCAAAUCAAGUACAACCGCGAGGGAGAUUUGCUCUUUUCCGUGUCCAAGGAUCAUGUCGUCAAUGCCUGGUUCUCCCACAACGGAGAGCGUCUCGGCACAUACGAGGGACACGUUGGUGCUAUCUGGACCGUUGACGUCAACUCCUCGAGCACUCUUUUGAUCUCUGGAUCGGCCGAUAACACUGCCAAGCUCUGGGAUGUCUCGAACGGAAAGUGCUUAAAGUCGUGGGAAUUCAACACUGCCGUCAGAUGCGUUCAGUUCUCUGAGGAUGACAAGUUGGUCCUCAUCGUCACCGAGCCCCGUAUGGGUUACCCCGCCACCCUCCAGAUCUUCAACGUCGAGAACAGCACCACCGAGACCGUCUCUUCCGAGCCCAUCUACGACUUCCACCCCGAGGGCCCCAAGAUCACCGUCGCUGCAUGGGGUGCUCUUAACAGAUACAUUGUUGCUGGUCGCGAGAACGGAUCCGUCGCUUUGAUCGACCCUAAGUCUGGAGAGUACAUCAGCACCAACAAGGUUCACGAGUUGACUUUGACCGACUUGCAGAUGUCCGCCGACCGCACCUACUUCAUCACUGCAUCCAAGGACAAGUCUGCCAAGGUUCUCGAGACCGAGUCAUUGGAGGUUCUCAAGACAUACACCACCGACACCCCCCUCAACUCCGCAGCCAUCAUGCCCAAGCACCAGGAGUUUGUUGUUGUCGGAGGAGGACAGGAGGCCAUGGAUGUCACAACGACCAGCAGCCGACAGGGUAAAUUCGAGUGCCGAUUCUGGCACAAGGUCCUCGAGGAGGAGGUUGGACGUGUCCGUGGACAUUUCGGACCCAUCAACACCAUUGCCAUCCACCCCGAUGGUCGCUCCUUUGCCAGUGGUGGAGAGGAUGGUUAUGUCCGUGUUCACCACUUUGACGAUGAUUUCUUCACCUUCAAGUUCCAGAUCUAA